Molecule: messenger RNA, 2281 nt
Organism: Juglans microcarpa x Juglans regia
Lineage: Eukaryota; Viridiplantae; Streptophyta; Magnoliopsida; Fagales; Juglandaceae
Product: vacuolar protein sorting-associated protein 45 homolog
Exons: 13
Coding region: 198-1907 (569 amino acids)
Biological process (GO): vesicle-mediated transport; intracellular protein transport
Cellular component (GO): Golgi membrane
Source: RefSeq, a predicted model, not a curated record
AACGCUGCGUUGUUUGCUUGUUAUCAGCCCACCUUCGUUCGCCGUCGGAGUUCUUGUUCUCUCGUUCCAGAUCUGUCUCUCUCUUAACUUUAACGGGCUCCUGAAUCCAUUUCACCGGCUCUUCAACUUCGCAACCACCGUCACUCACCGUUUUCAUCAGAAAAAAGAGUACUUGAUUCUGAUUGGAGCCGCCGAACAUGGUGCUGGUAUCGGCCGUACGUGAUUACAUCAACCGGAUGUUGCAUGACAUCUCGGGCAUGAAGGUCCUUAUCCUCGAUUCUCAAACGGUUAGUAUAGUUAGUGUUGCAUACUCCCAGUCAGAGCUUCUUCAGAAAGAAGUAUUCUUGGUAGAGUUGGUAGAUUCCAUUUCCAAGUCAAAAGAAUCAAUGUCACAUCUUAAGGCGGUUUUCUUCCUCCGACCCACAUCAGAGAAUAUCCACCACUUGCGGCGCCAGCUAGCUAGUCCUAGAUUUGGAGAGUACCACCUAUUUUUCUCCAACAUGUUGAAGGAUACACAGAUUCAUAUUUUAGCUGAUUCAGAUGAACAGGAAGUUGUCCAGCAGGUUCAGGAAUUCUAUGCGGACUUUGUAGCAAGUGAUCCUUUCCAUUUCUCUUUGAAUGUGCCAUCAAAUCACCUUUAUAUGCUUCCAGCAGUUGUAGAUCCUUCGAAUUUGCAGAACUUCUGUGACCGAGUCGUUGAUGGCAUUGCAGCUAUUUUUUUGGCAUUGAAAAGAAGACCUAUUAUUCGAUAUCAAAGGACCUCUGAUAUUGCUAAGAGGAUAGCACAGGAAACGACAAAACUGAUGUACCAGCAGGAAAGUGGGCUUUUUGACUUCAGGCGAACAGAAUUUUCUCCAUUGUUGCUGGUAAUUGAUAGGAGGGAUGAUCCUGUGACCCCGUUGCUGAAUCAGUGGACGUACCAGGCAAUGCUUCAUGAGUUGAUAGGUAUUCAAGACAACAAGGUGGAUUUGAGAAGCAUUGGAAAAAUCCCGAAGGAUCAACAGGAGGUUGUGUUGUCAUCAGAACAAGAUGCCUUCUUCAAAGCUAACAUGUAUGAGAAUUUUGGAGAUAUUGGAAUGAAUAUCAAGCGGUUGGUGGAUGAAUUUCAGCAGAUUGCAAAGAGUAACCAGACCAUCCAGACAAUAGAAGACAUGGCCAAAUUUGUUGACAACUACCCUGAGUACAGAAAAAUGCAUGGUAAUGUUUCAAAGCAUGUGAGUUUGGUCACAGAAAUGAGCAAGAUCGUUGAAGAGCACAAACUUAUGUUAGUUUCGCAAACAGAACAGGAUUUGGCUUGCAAUGGUGGUCAAGUGGCAGCUUUUGAGGCAGUGACUAAUCUUUUAAACAAUGAAAGCAUAUCUGAUAUUGACUGUCUACGCUUGGUGAUGUUGUAUGCUUUGCGCUAUGAGAAGGAAAGCCCUGUUCAAUUGAUGCAGCUUUUCAACAAACUGGCUUCUCGGUCUCCCAAGUACAAGCCUGGGCUUGUCCAGUUCCUCUUGAAGCAAGCGGGUGUUGAUAAACGAACUGGGGAUCUUUAUGGAAAUCGGGAUCUUCUGAAUAUUGCUCGUAACAUGGCUCGUGGACUGAAGGGGGUUGAGAAUGUGUACACUCAGCACCAACCUCUUUUAUUCCAAACUAUGGAAAGCAUUACCAAGGGACGGUUGAGAGAUGCGGACUAUCCGUAUAUUGGCAAUCACUUUCAGCAGGGCAGCAGGCUUCAGGAAGUAGUGAUAUUCAUUGUUGGAGGGACAACAUAUGAAGAAUCACGUUCUGUUGCACUACAAAAUGCAAGCAAUUCUGGAAUUCGCUUUAUUCUUGGUGGUUCUGUGGUUCUGAAUUCUAAGAGGUUUCUGAAGGACUUGGAAGAAGCUCAGAGGAUAGCUCGUUCUAGCCCUGCUGUGGUGUGAAGCCUGCCAUAUUUAGCACAGCUCGAGUACCAGUUGGAUUAAUAUUUGUGGCUUUACACAGGGAGUUCGGCCCAGUUGGUAAGAGGAGUUUGAUGGGAGAUCAACAUAAUCGAUCCAAAGUUCCUAAGCAAGAUACACUCAAUAUUCACCAAUCUGCAUAGGAAUAAUCAGUCAAUAGGUUCUGAGUAGACAAGUCACAAAAACCAAGUAGCAAUUAGAAAAGAUUUUAGCCGAGCAUAAUGAUAAAGAAUUUAUUGACAAGAACCAAUUUUUGGAUAACCAAAUAUCGCCCAAUUUCUCUAUAACAUAUUGUAAAAUCAUAUACCCUUAUUCUUUUUAUGUAAAUGCUUGAUGAUAUAUCCAUUUUGUAGCAA